GCUACCAGUGACGUUUACAAGCGGCAGCCAUAUUAGCAGAUGGGAAUAAACUCGUGUUGUCAACCAAACCUUUUGAAGAAAAUAAUAGCUUGACCAUGGCGGUUCCAUUCUCAAAUACAAAAUUACGGGUUCCAAAAGGCUUUCAAAACAUCCUCGAGGGCUUAGCAAGGGAAUGUUUGAGAAGUCAGCCCGAAAACAUCUAUGAAUUUGGUGCCAAAUAUUUCCAACAGCUAAUUCAAGUUCGAGAACAGACUGGCCAUGAUCCAGCUGUCCAUGGGGCACGGUUAGAGGACCGUUUCUACAACAAUGACUCGUUCCAGAGCCCCAGCACGGACCCCGGGGAUCCCCAGCAACAGGAGGCCGCCCUGAAGAUCCAGACGGAGUUCAGGCGCCACCAUGCCGAACAGGAGGUGGAGCACAUGAAGGAAGAAGAUGCUGCGGUCAAAAUACAGUCUGGUUUCCGUGGUUUCCAGGACAGACAGAAAGUCCUUGAAAUGAAAGACCCUGAGGCUUAUGCCAAACAAAAGGAAGAAGCUGAUGAAAGGUUGUCAAAAGGAGGAAGCAGUAAAGACAGCGUGGAUAUUGAUUUGGAUGACCCAGAGGUCGCAGAGGCUGCUGUGAAAAUCCAGGCAGGGUUCAAAGGUUACAAAGCUCGUAAAGAGGUCAAGGACAAGAAGGAAAAGGCCAGCACUGACAGUAAAUCAGACUCCCAGUUACCCAGUGAGAAAGAAAUGGCAGAUGCUGCCACUAAAAUUCAGGCAGGGUUCAGGGGUCAUAAAACUCGCCAAGACAUGAAGGAGAAAAAAGAGAAGGGGAAAGAGGAUAUGUUAAGUGAAAUAAACAAAUCAGAGCUCGAAAAUGCUGUUGUUCAAAUCCAGGCUGGUUUUCGAGGUUACCAGGCUCGAAAAGAGAUGAAGCAUUUGAUGGAUUCACAACCAGCAAAGCAACCUGAAGAGGAAGUAGAUAUUGACCUCAAUGACCCAGAUGUAGAACAAGCUGCCCUUAAAAUUCAAGCAGGGUUUAAAGGUUACAAGACACGCAAAGAGUUUGAGAGCAAGAAGAUGAAAAGUUCAGAGGUCAUCAAUGCUGGCAAAAAUGAGGAAGAGGAGGUUGAUAUAGAUCUAAAUGAUCCUGAUGUUGCAAAUGCAGCAGUUAAAAUUCAGGCUGGAUUUAGGGCACACAUAAAAGCAAAGAAAUCUGACACUGCAAAGAGCAGUGUCACAAAAGAGAGCAGUCCUGUUGCCGUUGCUGAGCAAGAGUCAGAGGAAGUCAUUGAUAUUGACCUCAAUGACCCUGAAGUUGAAAAGGCUGCCCUUAAAAUUCAGGCUGGAUUUAAAGGCUUUAGAAAAGCUAAAAAAGCAACCACACAGGAUCAAACAGAUAAAACAGAAUCCAAACCUGAAGAGGAAACAUCAAGUAAAGCUGCAGAUAAAGAAACAGAGGAGGCUGCCCUCAAAAUUCAGGCCGGGUUCCGGGGUUAUAAGACCAGACAGGAAGUGAAAGAACAGAUGGCCAAGGAGGAAAAGAAAGGUGAGGAGCAGGAGGAAGUAGAUAUUGAUUUAAAUGAUCCCGAUGUGGAGCAAGCUGCCCUCAAAAUACAGGCAGGGUUCAAAGGUUAUCAGGCCAGAAAAGAAAUCAAGGACAAAAUGAGCAACACUGAGGCUAAAGAGGAGGGUGUUAAGGAAGAGGAGGAGGUAGACAUUGAUUUAAAUGAUCCUGAGGUAGAAAAGGCAGCUACUAAAAUCCAGGCCGGAUUCAAAGGAUACAAGACGAGGAAAGAAAUGCAGAAGGAGGAGGGAAAAUAAUCCAUUUUGGUUAAAAAAAAAAAAAAAACUAACAUAAUAUUCUAUUCCACUUAACAAUUUUUGAUAUCAGGCAUCAUUCUGUUUUUUAUAAAUUUACUUUUGUAGUUUCUUUUUUUAAGACCCUUUUUAAAGAUGAAUACUUUGUAUGUUUCUUAAGUUGAGAUUGAAUGCAAUUUAUACAAACAAAGUUGUACUGUUGUUUUUAUAAGAUGAUGUGUUUUGUGAGAAAGAUAAUUAAUAUAUUGUUGUUAUCCUUUUGUAGCAAUAUCCUUGUUUCUGUUUGAACUAUGGCUAUUUGUGAAUGUUUUUAUUUCUGUUUUGCAGACUGAUAUGUCUGAAAUACAGACCAAGGUGAAGGAUUGAUGAAAUACACACAAUGCAAGUUUUCAUUAUCACUGUGUGUGGGCAAUUGAUAUCAUAAAGUUUUGCUGCAUUUAACAUCCAGCUUUUAGCUUUGUAUUUACCCAUAGUUGUAAAAAGAAAAGAAAAAUCCAUUUACAUAUGCAAUCAACAAGUAAGCUAAUAUCUGAAAUAAUUCAUUUCACAUUUUACCCAUAGUUGUAAAAAGAAAAGAAAAAUCCAUUUACAUAUGCAAUCAACAAGUAAGCUAAUAUCUGAAAUAAUUCAUUUCACAUUUUGGACAAAAAAAAACACGUCCAAUUUUGAAAUACUUUAAUAUAGAUGUGCAAGAUAAAUGUUAGAACAAGUAGUGGUUAAAGAGAUAUACAUGAACAUCACAAUUUCUGUAUGUCACAUUUUGCUUUCCACAAUAGACUAUUUACUUUAACACUCAAUACAGCAGUGAUCUCUCGGGUAGUGGCUGAAGUUUUAUCAUGGCAUACUUUUUUUUGGUGUGUGUGGUGUGUUUGCAAUACUUUUGGGUCUUUGGUGAAAUCUGUUUGAUGCAUCAUGAUCAAAUACAAAGUAGUUGCUAUAUAAGUUAAUGAUCUAUAUACCUCUAUGUUAUGAUCUUAUUAAAAAAAACUCAUUCAGUUUAAUAUUCUAUUAUAAAUAUUGUUGGUAGAUUUUUGUUAAUUUUAUUAAUUACAACUUUUACUCCAGGUUAAUUUGUGAUCUUCAGGCAGGAACAAGGAGAUUCAUCAAAUGUGAUUAUUUCUAGAACAGAGGACCUCAAUGUGUCAUUGCAUUCCUGUUUAUCUGUUUAUUGCUGUUUAUAUAUCUAUAUGUAUGAACUUGUUUUUUGUUCAUUCUUCAGUUGCCGAAUUCCAAGAGUAACAUUUACAUGUAUAUAAUUGAUUUAGAUGAACUAUUGUAUGAAAUUUUGUACUUCAGAUGGUAAAAACAUCUAUGCAUAGAA
Messenger RNA from Magallana angulata, 3123 nucleotides. RefSeq names its product abnormal spindle-like microcephaly-associated protein homolog. Bases 96 to 1805 code for a protein of 569 amino acids. The record is from RefSeq and is a predicted model, not a curated record. Gene Ontology annotation, molecular function: calmodulin binding. The transcript has 9 exons. NCBI's taxonomy places the organism in Eukaryota, Metazoa, Mollusca, Bivalvia, Ostreida, Ostreidae.